CGUCAUGUCACGUGUAUAACUAUAAUUUCUCGAGUGUCCGCGGGGAGAAACCUACGCGAUUUUCGAGUUUCAACGCGAGAUCGGUUCCGAGACCCACUACUGUCACCAUGAUUGACGACCGAGAUUUGGGAUUCAUUGCCAAUUUUCUUGGCAUUUUUAUAAUUGCUCUUUUAAUUGCUUAUCAUUAUGUGAUGGCUGAUCCAAAAUAUGAAGGCAACUGAAAAUUUGUCUGUUAACCUUGAACAAAUACAUGUCAUCAAUUUUGUUAAGAGAACUAUUUUACAAGUGGAAAUAGGUUUGAUGUAGUUAACAGAUUUUCACCCUUUCCCAGUGCAUUAAUGUUAUGAUUGCUCUGCUAUUGUAAAGGGAUGUUAAUAUGAGUUGGCGUAAUCUUUGUUUCUCAA
Molecule: messenger RNA, 404 nt
Organism: Nelumbo nucifera (sacred lotus)
Lineage: Eukaryota; Viridiplantae; Streptophyta; Magnoliopsida; Proteales; Nelumbonaceae
Product: dolichyl-diphosphooligosaccharide--protein glycosyltransferase subunit 4A
Source: RefSeq, a predicted model, not a curated record